Molecule: messenger RNA, 879 nt
Organism: Oncorhynchus nerka (sockeye salmon)
Lineage: Eukaryota; Metazoa; Chordata; Actinopteri; Salmoniformes; Salmonidae
Exons: 3
Coding region: 65-679 (204 amino acids)
Source: RefSeq, a predicted model, not a curated record
ACCUGAUUACUACAAUCUUCAAGCGCGCCACCGCACCGAGGAAGAACACACAGACACAGCAGCAAUGGGAGGGAAUACUUCACAUGAUGGUGCUGCUUCACAUAAUAACAGCCAUAAUGACAGUCACAAUGACAGCCAUAAUGACAGCCAUGAUGACAACCGUGUUGACAAAAGCCAACACAUAACAGGCCAAAAUAUAUCAGGCCAAAAAAUAACAGGCGAUAUGAAAGGCAAUUUUUCCAUUGGCAACCAGACCAACACCACCAGUCAUUCCGCUUCACCAAAAACUCCCCAAAAAACUGUCGUACCCAGCAUCACCAUUGCCAACGUUACAGGCGGCAAAGUGCGUCUCUACUACAAGUCAGAGGAGAUGGCUCUCAGUGACCUCAUCAAGGGAAGUCAUCUCAGCAAGGGCGACUCCAUUCUCAUCCUGGAUGGCACCGUUAAGAAGACCAACCUCCCUCAGAGCCUCUAUGUCACUUGCUUCCAAGUAGAAAAUGACAAUACUCAAUCAUGUCCUGAGGAAGGCCCAAUUUAUGGUCUGGACAACCUCCUGGCAGAGUAUGAUGAGGGUCACCCCAAGUCCUACAUCCUCACUGCCGACAAAGAGGUGAAGGUAGCUGAAACAGGAAAGAUCUGGGUGGAUGAGGAUGGGGUGGAUCACAACCCCAAAAAGUAACGCCACCAGGGAACCUCCUGUAUCUUAACACCCUGUAUUAAUCACAGAUUAAACUACAUGCAAAUUAUUGAUAAAAAAUAAAUAAAGAGAGCAUGCAUCACAGAUAAGUGAAAUAGUUUUUCAAGAUACACUCAGUGUAUGGUAGAGAUCAGCAAUGUAAUCAAUGUAGUUUUGUGACAAAUAAAUAAAUGUUACCAAAC